GACCCUGUUCUUCCCCCAGACACGGUGGCCAGGGCUGGGCCCUGAGCUCCCUGAGAGGAGACUGUGGAGACCACGAGCACGGUGGGGCCACCCCGGCCCGCAGAGGCUGCAGGCACCAUGAACGACGUGGCCAUUGUGAAGGAGGGCUGGCUGCACAAGCGAGGGGAGUACAUCAAGACCUGGCGGCCACGCUACUUCCUCCUCAAGAAUGAUGGCACCUUCAUUGGCUAUAAGGAGCGGCCACAGGACGUGGACCAGCGGGAGUCCCCGCUCAACAACUUCUCUGUGGCACAAUGCCAGCUCAUGAAGACGGAGCGGCCCAGGCCCAACACCUUCAUCAUCCGCUGCCUGCAGUGGACCACUGUCAUCGAGCGCACAUUCCACGUGGAGACGCCUGAGGAGCGGGAGGAGUGGACAACUGCCAUCCAGACAGUGGCUGACGGGCUCAAGAGGCAGGAGGAGGAGCUGAUGGAGUUCCAGUCGGGCUCACCCAGUGACAGCUCGGGGGCUGAGGAGAUGGAGGUGUCCACGGCCAAGCCCAGGCACCGUGUGACCAUGAAUGAAUUUGAAUACCUGAAGCUUCUGGGCAAGGGAACCUUUGGGAAGGUGAUCCUGGUGAAGGAGAAGGCCACAGGCCGCUACUAUGCCAUGAAGAUCCUCAAGAAGGAGGUCAUCGUAGCCAAGGAUGAGGUAGCCCACACACUGACUGAGAACCGAGUCCUGCAGAACUCCAGGCACCCUUUCCUCACGGCCCUGAAGUACUCGUUUCAGACACAUGACCGCCUCUGCUUCGUCAUGGAGUAUGCCAACGGGGGUGAGGUGGCAGGUGGCCCUUCGCCUGUGGCCCCUCAGUGUACCCUCCCACAGCUCUUCUUCCACCUGUCUCGUGAGCGUGUGUUCUCCGAGGACCGGGCCCGCUUUUAUGGCGCAGAGAUUGUGUCAGCCCUGGACUACCUGCACUCUGAGAAGAACGUGGUGUACCGGGAUCUCAAGCUGGAGAACCUCAUGCUGGAUAAGGAUGGGCACAUAAAGAUAACAGAUUUUGGGCUGUGCAAGGAAGGCAUCAAGGACGGUGCCACUAUGAAGACCUUUUGUGGGACGCCUGAGUACCUGGCCCCCGAGGUGCUGGAGGACAAUGACUACGGCCGCGCAGUGGACUGGUGGGGGCUGGGCGUGGUCAUGUAUGAGAUGAUGUGUGGCCGCCUGCCCUUCUACAACCAGGACCACGAGAAGCUGUUUGAGCUCAUCCUCAUGGAAGAGAUCCGCUUCCCACGCACACUCGGCCCCGAAGCCAAGUCCCUGCUCUCAGGGCUGCUCAAGAAGGACCCCAAGCAGAGGCUUGGCGGGGGACCCGAGGACGCCAAGGAGAUCAUGCAGCACCGCUUCUUCGCCAGCAUUGUAUGGCAGGAUGUGUACGAGAAGAAGCUCAGCCCGCCCUUCAAGCCGCAGGUCACCUCGGAGACCGACACUAGGUAUUUUGACGAAGAGUUCACAGCCCAGAUGAUCACCAUCACACCACCUGACCAAGACGACAGCAUGGGAAGUGUGGACAGUGCGCGGAGGCCUCACUUCCCGCAGUUCUCCUACUCGGCCAGCGGCACAGCCUGAGGGCCUGCCCGGCAGAGGCUCAGCUGCACUUGCACUCUGGAUCUGGAGCCUCCGGCAGACGACCUGCAUGGCGAUUCCGGAUGCACUGGGAGGAGCCAUGCUAGCCUCCCGGGCUUGGGGAGGAUCAUCCUGCUGGGAUGUGCUCAGCCACCUGGCUAGGUCAAGAGAAAAAUUGUCCUACAGUUUCUCUUAAUUUAUUUCAUCCAAUCUGUUCUCCAAACGUGGCCUGUCCUCAGAACAGCUCCACUCACGUAGGAGGCGUUAGGGUGGGUGCGCUGGCGGCACGGGGUGGUGGCUUGGGGCAGCGACUGCCUGACCGGCUGUGCAUCUGGCUGCCGUCCACCUGGGGUCCAGGGCCUCAUCCCACCUGCAGCACUAGGAGGAGCUUCACGGGGGGCACAAGGCAGUCUCUGCCCCAGGGCUGUGUCUCCAAGGACAUCCUUGGAGCAGCUCUGACAAGCCAGCACAGGCUCACAUGGGACAGCCAUGUACCCUGCCAUUCCCAGACUGCAAGAGCGAAAGCUCGGUGAAAGGAGAGCCCCACCCCCCUCCGGGCCCCGAUGACUUCUGUCUUCGCACUCAUCCUCUCCCAGCUUCACCUCUGACCUCCCACCUGGCCUGUCCUCUCUUGGCCAGAUUUGGCUGCUGCUGCACCAUGCCUUUUUUUUUUUUUACAGCAUUCAACUUUAGAAUUUUUACUAUUAUAAUAUGAAACUUUCCCUCCCAAGUCUUCAAUAAAAAUUGCUUUUCAAAUU
Molecule: messenger RNA, 2363 nt
Organism: Octodon degus (degu)
Lineage: Eukaryota; Metazoa; Chordata; Mammalia; Rodentia; Octodontidae
Gene: Akt1
Product: AKT serine/threonine kinase 1
Exons: 13
Coding region: 118-1608 (496 amino acids)
Biological process (GO): protein phosphorylation
Molecular function (GO): ATP binding; protein serine/threonine kinase activity
Source: RefSeq, a predicted model, not a curated record